GCGUAUGUUGUCAUAGGGGAAAAGAUGGCGUCCGUGUCAGAAAUGUACGAUGUGGGUUGGGAAGAGAUGAGAGACAAGCUACGUAAAUGGAGAGAAGACAACUGCAGAAAUAGUGAACAGAUAGUGGAUGUUGGCGAGGAGCUCAUCAGUGACCAUGCAUCUAAACUGGGAGAUGACAUAUGGAUUAUUUAUGAGCAGGUGAUGAUCGCAGCGCUGGACUGCAGUCGGGAUGACUUGGCUCUGACCUGUCUACAGGAACUGAGGAAGCAGUUUCCAGAUAGCCACAGAGUGAAGCGAUUAACGGGCAUGAGGCUGGAAGCUUUGGAAAGGUACGAUGAAGCCAACAAGCACUACGAUGCCAUUCUCCAAGACGACCCCACUAAUACGGCAGCAAGGAAGCGCAAAAUCUCCAUACUGAAGGCCCAGGGGAAGAGUGCCGAAGCCAUCCGGGAGCUCAAUGAGUAUCUGGAGCAAUUUGUGGGAGACCAAGAAGCGUGGCAUGAGUUGUCGGAGCUCUACAUCAACGAACAUGACUAUGGAAAAGCAGCGUUUUGUCUGGAGGAGUUGAUGAUGACCAACCCUCACAAUCACUUGUACUGUGAGCAGUACGCUGAGGUGAAGUACACUCAAGGAGGGCUGGAAAACCUGGAGCUGUCCAGAAAAUAUUUCGCUCAGGCGCUGAGGCUGAACAACCGGAAUAUGAGAGCAUUGUUUGGUCUGUACAUGUCUGCAAGUCACAUCGCUGCCAGUCCUAAAGUUAGUGCCAAGGUGAAGAAGGACAAUAUGAAGUACGCUGCUUGGGCUGCCACUCAAAUAAACAGAGCCUAUAAGAUGGCCGGUCGAGGCACCAAGGAGAACAAAUGCUCCAUGAAGGCGGUGGAGGAGAUGCUGGAGUCCAUGCAGAUCACCAUGUCCUAGAUGCCCCCGUCCACACCUUUCUUCCUCCCUCCUGUUCAGUUGGAGCAACAUGUGCAGCUUGGACACCUUUUCAAUGUGACCGGACCCGGGUGUUAAAAACGAUUUUUUUUUUUUUUUUUUAAACUCUCUAAUGUUUGAUUCUGUUGUCUAUAUAUUUUGACAUGGACUAUGAAAGAUACCUAUCCAGGACCUAACAACAAACUCCAGAUAUACUCUCAAUCCUAGGAUCAUUUAGGUAUAGCUUGAGCUAAUAUCACUAUUUACCACAUCCGCACUAUGACCACGUGACCAGGAAAGAUAAUAAACUGUACAGUAAAUGCUAUUUAUAAAGACACUGUGGAGAUCCCAACCGUCUGCAAUGAAGUCUUCUGCUGUAUGUAAAUGAAACUUUCUUGUCUAAUAAACUUUUUUUCUUUUGUCUAA
This is a messenger RNA of Mugil cephalus (flathead mullet), 1341 nucleotides long. RefSeq names its product ER membrane protein complex subunit 2 (gene emc2). Gene Ontology annotation, molecular function: protein binding. The transcript has 11 exons. Gene Ontology annotation, biological process: protein folding in endoplasmic reticulum. The record is from RefSeq and is a predicted model, not a curated record. Gene Ontology annotation, cellular component: EMC complex. The coding region runs from base 25 to 918 and encodes 297 amino acids. Lineage: Eukaryota; Metazoa; Chordata; Actinopteri; Mugiliformes; Mugilidae.